CGUAAAUGGAAAAACGCGGGCCUGGUAACUUCGUCGUAAACGUGGGCCUUGUAAAUUCGUCGUAAACCAAUGUUUUGACGUAAUUUUGUCGUAAAUCGAAAAACACGGGCCUGGUAACUUCGUCGUAAUGUUACGAGGAAGUUACGAGGAAACCGUUUUUAUAUAUAUGGGAGAAGUCGAAGAUACGAGCACUGCUCGUAUCUUCCUCCCUAACUCCUCUCCCCCUCUAAGGUAACUUUCUCUCUCUAUCUUUUUUUUUUUUUUUUAUAGUUUAGGUUGUUAGUUUAGGUGAUUAGUUUAGGGAAUUAGUUUAGGUGAUUAGUUAACGGAAUUAGUUUAGAUGAUUAGUUUAGAAAAUUAUUUUAAACAAUUCGUUUAGGAUAUAUAUUAAUUUAAUUUUUUUAAAUUUUCUAGAUGGCUCCUAGACCGAGACCAGCAGCUCCUGCACCUACGUAUGCGGAUUUGUUUGGCGAUGGAUCUUCCUCUAGCGGUCCAUCGUCUUCUUCCGGGACAGUUCCAGACUCUCACACAUCUCGGAGAGUUCCUUCGACCCCUCCUCCUCUUCCAUCUCAGAUGCCUCCCCCACGAGCUCCACCUGUCGCCCCGGAUCAGCCUGCCCCACCGGCUGCAGUUCAUCCCGAUUUGCGGGUGCCAGCUCAUGCACCAUUCGCAAGAUACACCGUCGAGGAUUUGCUUGCCCAGCCCGGACGAGAGGGUUUACACGUUCUGGACCCCGAUAGACCCCCGGGUACUUAUUGGUUUGGGGCUAACAACCGUGUUAGCCGGAGCGUUUCAGAGACGAUGAAGGGAUAUUAUGACGGCCCUUAUCCCAACUGGACCAUGACUCCCGAUCACGUCAAGACGACGUGGUUUAAAUGUUUUGCGGUAAUUAUAUUUACAUAUUAUUAAUAUUUAUAUUGUUAAUUAAAUAAUUAUUUUUUUUUUUCUAAUCUUUUAAAAUGUUUGUUUUUUCAGCAAAGGUGGAACUGGUCCGUAGGAAUCACCGAGAGGGUGAAGAGCGAAUUUAUUGCAAAGGCGAAAACUCGUCUUUGCAACACCGUCUCCGAUUGGAAGGACAAGUGGGAGAUUUACGGCUAUGAGGGGAAGCCGAGCGGGGUCACAAAGGAAGCAUGGGAUGGCCUCAUCACCUAUUGGAACGAACCCAGCUCCAUCCGCAAAGCCAACUCCUGCUCCGCUUCCCGAAGA
Messenger RNA from Brassica napus (rape), 1206 nucleotides. RefSeq names its product inverted formin-2-like. The transcript has 2 exons. The coding region runs from base 415 to 909 and encodes 164 amino acids. NCBI's taxonomy places the organism in Eukaryota, Viridiplantae, Streptophyta, Magnoliopsida, Brassicales, Brassicaceae. The record is from RefSeq and is a predicted model, not a curated record.